This is a messenger RNA of Manduca sexta (tobacco hornworm), 1975 nucleotides long. RefSeq names its product juvenile hormone esterase-like. The record is from RefSeq and is a predicted model, not a curated record. The coding region runs from base 5 to 1672 and encodes 555 amino acids. NCBI's taxonomy places the organism in Eukaryota, Metazoa, Arthropoda, Insecta, Lepidoptera, Sphingidae. The transcript is spliced from 3 exons.
CGCGAUGUCGAAGUGGACGUUCGUGUGUGUCUGCGCCGCGGCGGUCCUGGCGGAGGAGGGCUCGCGCGUGGUGCGGCUCGCGCAGGGGCCCGUUCGAGGGUACAGAGACGCUGACGGAGACCUGUUCGCUUUCUACGGCGUCCCGUACGCGACCGCGCCUACUGGAAAAAAUAAAUUCAAGCCACCCAUGCCACCACCGACUAAUGAAGAAGUCUUAGAGGCUGUAGACAGAGGAAUAAUAUGUCCUCAGGCGAGCAUGGAUCCUUUCACUGCGAUUAUUGUAAAGAAAACUAUGAAAGAAGAUUGCCUCAUUGCGAAUAUAUUUGUGCCUGAUACACAGAAUAAAAACCUACCAGUUUUAGUAUACAUCCACGGAGGCGGUUUCCAAAUGGGUUACGGCCAUUUGUGUCAAGUAAAAAAUCUAAUUAGAACCAAGAAAUUGAUCGUCGUAACAUUUAACUACCGCCUUGGCGUGCAUGGUUUUCUAUGUUUGGGUACGAAAGACAUUCCCGGUAAUGCUGGUAUGAAGGAUCAAGUGGCUUUACUGCGCUGGGUAAAAGAAAACAUACAUGCGUUUGGUGGAAACCCUAACGAUGUAACCUUAGGCGGCGGCAGCGCUGGUGCGGCAUCAGCGGAUCUACUAAUGCUGUCGAAAGCUUCUAAAGGUUUAUUUAAUAAAGUAAUACCAGAGAGUGGUUCUAGUUUGGCAGCUUUUGCAAUGCAACCAGAUCCUUUGGAAAACGCCAAGAACUUUGCAAAUCAGUUAAAUUUUACAAAUACCAAUGAUAUUUAUGCUUUGGAAGAGUUUUAUAAGUCUGCUACCCUGGAACAGCUCACAAUAGAUACGUUCAUUGAUAAAAAAGACUCUACAUUUGUUUUCUCACCGUGCGUUGAACGCAAUAUCGGCGAGGAAGUCUUCCUCGAUGAAGACCCCCUCACAAUUUUACAGAAUGGAAACUACGAGAAACUUCCCUUACUCAUCGGUUUCGCUAACAUGGAGGGUUUAUUACGUAUCGAUUUCUUUGAAACGUGGAAAAAUGCAAUGAAUGAAAAGUUUUCUGAUUUCCUACCAGCUGAUUUAACUUUUAAAAAUGAGGAGCAAAAACAAGAAAUUGCCAACAUUGUCAAACAAUUUUACUUUGGUGAUAAACCUGUAAAUAAUGACAAUAUCCUAUCGUACGUGGAUUUCUUUUCGGAUGUUAUAUUCAAUGUUCCGGCUUUGCGGUCUGUUGAGUUCCAUUUGAAGAACGGUCACGACAAAGUGUAUCUCUACGAAUACUCAUUUACUGAUGACGAGAUUCCUUUGGUUCCACACACGGAAGUGCGUGGCGCUAACCACUGUGCACAAACCAUAGCUUUACUAGACGGAAAAAAUGUAUUUGAAAUGGAUGAAAAUAAAUGUUCUGAAGAAUUCAAGAAAAUGAAGUCCGUAGUAAGAGAACUAUGGACUAACUUCGUAACAACUGGAUUCCCAGUGCCGGUAGGUUCAGAGUUCCCGUCAUGGCCGGCCGUGCGCGCGAACUUGACGCCGUACAUGUCGCUGGGACGGACGCUGGAGCUGAAGGGUGCUUUGCUGGAGCGGCGCGUGCGCUUCUGGAACGAUAUUUACGACAAAUACUACCACACGCCUCUGCCGCCACCAGCAUAUGCUAGAUUAAAUACUGAACUGUGAAUUUUGCAUUAAUAUUUGGUUAUGAAACAUAUUAUAAGUGUGUUAAACGAAUGAUAGACAAAGAUAUAAUACAUAGUAUGUUUUUUUUUCUAUUUACUUAAGGGGGUUUUUUGGUUUUAAAUACCAACGACAUUUAUGCUUUGGAAGAGUUUUAUAAGUUUAGGUAAAACACCUAUACUAAGCACUUGACAGCAAUUUGAAGCUUCCUAGAUUGAGAUGUCUUUACCUGGUGGGACGUAACGCCAACGUGAAUGAAAUAUUGAUGAUCCUAUUUUGAAAGAAAAUAUAUUAUGUAAAAAAUAA